AUGUCUAAAAUUCAAAAUAUAACUACUUCUAAUAAUAAUACAACUACUUCUAAUACCAAUAAUAAAACUAAAAUAAAUAAUAACAGAAGGUUUAAAAAAAAACAAGUUCAUUACAAUAAAGUUAUUAAUGUUAAUAAUGAGAUGUUUAAAAUUCAAGAUAUAAUUACUUUUAAUACUAAUACUAUUGAUGUUAAUAGUAAAAUAUCUAAAAAUCAAGAUACAACCACUUCUGCUAAUAAUAAAACAAAAUUUUAUAAACUGAAUAACUAUAGUAACAAGGUUAAAAAAG
Cetraspora pellucida is the source of this 289-nucleotide messenger RNA. NCBI's taxonomy places the organism in Eukaryota, Fungi, Glomeromycota, Glomeromycetes, Diversisporales, Gigasporaceae. The record is from the annotation of a GenBank genome assembly.